AAAAUGCCACGGCCAAAAAUUUUGAAACGAGCAACUGUCCAGCCCAGUGCCGCCGUUCCUGUGAAAAAAUCGACUCCAGAAAAAGAAGGAUCCAGACAGAAAAAGACGAAUGGAAAAGAGAAUGCUUCUAGAAAUUUGCAAUCAAAUUUAGAAGAAGAUUUGGAACAACUGGGCUUCGAGGAUGAAACUGUAUCAAUGGCUCAAUCAGCAAUCGAAAAUUACUUUAUGCAAGGAAAAUCGGCGUCAGAACGAAUGAAUAAUGCGAAAUCCCGUCGUGGAAGACGUGCUGGAAAUGGAAAUACUGAAGAAAUUGAGGAAGACGAUGAGAUCAGUAAUGCUAUCACUGAUUUCACAAAAUGUGAUCUCCCUGGACUUCGAAAUUAUAUUACCAAAAAAGAUAACACGGAAUUCGAAAAACGAUUGGAGCAUCUCGCGGAUAAUGAUUUCGGAAAAUGGAAGCUUUACCUAGCAGCUGGAUUUAAUAUUCUUUUGCACGGUGUCGGUUCGAAGCGUGAUGUUCUCACAGAAUUUGAGAAUGAGCUAUCCGAUUAUACAUAUAUGAGAGUGGAUGCACGGAAAGAUGGGCUCAAUGUAAAAGUUCUUCUUGGAGCUAUCAAUGAGAAUAUGAAGCUGAAUUGUAAUGUGAAGAGAGGCCAAUCUACGAUUAGUUGGGCUCGAUCUAUUCGCAGAAAAAUGAAUAGCCAACAGUUGAUUCUUAUCAUUGAUAAUAUUGAAGCUCCUGAUUGGAGAAGUGAUCAAGAAGCAUUUUGCGAACUUCUUGAGAAUCGGGAUUCGGUGAAAUUGAUUGCUACAGUUGAUCACAUUUACUCGACGUUCAUCUGGAAUUCGCGUCAACUAUCAUCACUCUCAUUCGUUCACAUCACAAUCAACACCUUCGAAAUUCCACUUCAAGAAUUAAUGACUGGAGAUUCUCGUCUUCUUGGUCUUGAUGCUCGUUCGAAUCAAUCCUCUCAUACAAUGUCAUCGCUUGAUGUGUUCUGGAAAUCUCUUGCCGUCAAUUCACAAAAAUUAUUCCGUCUCUUUUUCCAAAUGUACUUUGACACCAAGAAGCCUGUCAAAUUCUGGGAUUUGUUCAAUGCGGCAAAAGAUGAUUUCAUUGCUUCAACUGACGCUGCUCUUCGAACCCAACUUGUCGAAUUCAAGGAUCAUCGGGUUUUGAAGUGGACCCGUGGUGAUGACGGAAACGAUCAGCUGUCGGGCAUUGUCGAAUUACGAUUAGUGACCGAAUUUCUCGAAUCGAAGAACAUGCCGUUAGACGAAAAGAAAGACGAGUAGCUGCUGCUACUGCUGGAGGACCUCAAAAAUGAACACACUCUGCCUCCUUUUGACUCAAUGUAUUUACCUUCAAUUGUUUUAUUUGUUGACUCUGCGCCCCCCGUCCGUCCGUCGAUGCUUCUUCAUCCCAUUUUUUUUUACUUCAAUUGAAACCUCAAUCUUCACUUACUCUCAUCUGAACGCUCAUAUUUAAGGCAAUAAUUUUCAUUUUCAAAUAUAUCAAUUGAAACCUUUAUCUACCGUAAUACCAAUUUUGUGUACCUUUUCAAAAAUCUCAUUUCCCCCUCGGUUUUUUCUUCACGAUUUCUCAAUUAUUUUCAGUUUCUCACUAUCAGUUUCACAUUCCCAUAUUUGAAUGAAUCUCAUUUU
Messenger RNA from Caenorhabditis elegans, 1665 nucleotides. It is a transcript of the gene orc-2, whose product is annotated as Origin recognition complex subunit 2. The record is from RefSeq and is marked reviewed. Lineage: Eukaryota; Metazoa; Nematoda; Chromadorea; Rhabditida; Rhabditidae. Gene Ontology annotation, cellular component: origin recognition complex; nucleus. Gene Ontology annotation, biological process: DNA replication.